AUGGGCACCUACUAUGUGAAUGAUGGUGCCAAUAGCUGCCCUUAUGGGAAGGGCACCUACUGUAUGAAUGAUGGUACCGGUAGCUGCCUGACAUGCUUCUGGUGUGAUAUGUGCACAGAGGAAUAUGUUGCUCAUGUAAAGAAGGUCUUUGAAGUUUUGCAUUCUUUUGAAGAGCAAAAUUUUAGAUUGGGGACAUUUAUGCUAGAAGGGGAUUUCGAGCAUUCGUGGAGUUCGGUGAGACAGUCCUGGGUGGAGACAGGGAUUACGGCCACUUGGAAGAACUUCCUAGUGGCAUUUAAUGAGGAGUAUUUCCGUGAUUCUGUCCGAGAGAGGAAGGAAGUGAAAUUUAUUGAGCUGCAGCAUCGGAGAUUGUCGGUAGAACAGUAUGCAGCCAAGUUUGCGGAGCUCUCUUCGUAUGUGCCUCAUAUCAUGGACACAGAGGCGUGUAUGGAGAGCAAGUUUGAGAGGGGCCUCAGGCCAGAUAUUCGAGGGAGAGUAAUGUCAGCCAACCUUAAGGCAUUCUCCCCAUUGACGAAGCCUGAGAAUAAAUCAAAGACUCAAGGUCCACUCACGAAAUAG
Messenger RNA from Amborella trichopoda, 579 nucleotides. RefSeq lists its product as uncharacterized. The record is from RefSeq and is a predicted model, not a curated record. NCBI's taxonomy places the organism in Eukaryota, Viridiplantae, Streptophyta, Magnoliopsida, Amborellales, Amborellaceae.